AAGGCUACUAAGUACACAUAGCUUAUAUCAGAGGCUUAAAAGGAAAUUGAUUAUGGGGCUGUUGUCGAGAAAAGUCACGUGCAAUUCUCAUGGACAAGAUUCUUCUUACUUCCUAGGAUGGCAAGAAUACGAGAAAAACCCAUACCAUGAAGUCAACAACCCUCAAGGAAUUAUUCAAAUGGGUCUUGCAGAGAAUCAGCUAUCGUUUGAUCUGCCUGAGUCAUGGUUGGCUAAGAACGCAGAUGCAGCUGGUUUUAAGAGAGAUGGGCAAUCCAUAUUCAAAGAGCUUGCUCUUUUCCAAGAUUAUCAUGGCCUCCCUGCAUUCAAAAAAGCAUUGGUUGAUUUCAUGGCUGAAAUCAGAGGGAACAAAGUAACUUUUGACCCAAAUCACAUUGUUCUUACCGCCGGUGCAACUUCCGCUAAUGAAACUCUCAUGUUUUGUCUCGCUGAACAAGGCGAUGCUUUCCUCCUUCCGACCCCGUAUUAUCCAGGAUUCGAUAGAGACCUGAAAUGGCGAACUGGGGUUGAAAUUGUACCCAUCCAAUGUACCAGUUCUAAUCGCUUCCAAAUCACUGCACCUGCCCUUGAAGAAGCUUAUCAACAAGCUCAAAGAAAGAACCUGAGGGUGAAAGGGGUGUUAGUCACCAACCCCUCGAAUCCAUUGGGCACAACCAUGAGAAGAGACGAAUUGGAUCUUCUCAUUAACUUCAUCACGGACAAAGAAAUUCAUUUAAUCAGCGAUGAAAUUUACUCUGGAACUGUUUUUAGCUCCCCAGGCUUCGUUAGUAUCAUGGAGGUUUUAAAAGAUCGAAGCCUCGAACAAACUCCUGUCUGGGAAAGAGUUCAUAUCGUUUACAGUCUUUCGAAGGAUCUAGGUCUCCCUGGUUUUCGAGUUGGUGCAAUUUACUCCAACGAUCCCAUUGUUGUGGCCGCCGCCACAAAAAUGUCCAGCUUCGGCCUAGUUUCUUCUCAAACACAGUACCUUCUGUCUGCCAUGUUAUCCGAUAAGAAGUUCACGAAAGAAUACAUGGCCAAAAACCACAAGCGGCUUCAAAAGCAACAAAGCAAGCUAGUUUCCGGUCUAGAAAAAGCCGGCAUCGGUUGCUUAGAAAGCAAUGCGGGGCUGUUCUGUUGGGUCGACAUGAGACACCUUUUGAGCUCCAACACAUUUGAAGCCGAAAUGGAGCUUUGGAAGAGAAUAGUUUACGAUGUUAAGCUGAAUAUUUCUCCUGGUUCUUCAUGUCAUUGCAGUGAACCAGGGUGGUUCCGAGUUUGCUUCUCUAAUAUCUCCGAAGAUACACUUAAACUCGCCAUGCAACGCUUGAAAUCCUUUGUUGAUUCCAUCGCCAUUAACGACCAAAGCCACCAAGAGUUGAAGAACUCAAGGAAGAAGUUCCGCACGAAAUGGGUUUUCCGGCUAUCGUUUCAAUCAUUCCAUGAUCGGGAGCAAGAUGAACGAUAAGUCUGGCCAAAAUUAUACCAGUAUGAACACAUUUGUUCAUAUUGAAAAUUAUUUUUAACUUUUUCAGAGAUUUUUUUCUUCCUUUGAAUAAAUUUGUCCAAAGUAAUUAUUUCUUUAAUUGUAGACAAAGAAGAAACUGCACUCAAUCCGUAUGUGGUUUUGAAGUGUGUUUAGUUUCAUUACUUUGUAAAAUUUAAGUUAGCACUUGGCAUGAAAAUCUUCUUGAAUUUACAA
Molecule: messenger RNA, 1696 nt
Organism: Gossypium arboreum
Lineage: Eukaryota; Viridiplantae; Streptophyta; Magnoliopsida; Malvales; Malvaceae
Product: 1-aminocyclopropane-1-carboxylate synthase 3
Exons: 4
Coding region: 53-1462 (469 amino acids)
Biological process (GO): biosynthetic process; amino acid metabolic process
Molecular function (GO): 1-aminocyclopropane-1-carboxylate synthase activity; transaminase activity; pyridoxal phosphate binding
Source: RefSeq, a predicted model, not a curated record